Messenger RNA from Porites evermanni, 518 nucleotides. Lineage: Eukaryota; Metazoa; Cnidaria; Anthozoa; Scleractinia; Poritidae. The record is from the annotation of a GenBank genome assembly.
AUGUCUCUCUCCUCCCCAGAGGCGUCUUUGUGUUGUGGGGAAGCUGGGAAGAAAGAAAAAGACAGCGCGCGGGGCACGAUGGGAAAGGGAAAGAGAGAAGAGAGUCCUCUGCCAUAUGAUUUGCGGUUCUCUGGCCGGAUUUGCGGUUCUGUGGUUUUGGCUAAACCAGCCGACUAUUUGGAUGCUUUUGAACGCUGUUGUGAAGAUAAUAGUUUAAAAGGGGUUUCGAUUCUGUUUCACGGAUUUUUUACAAUUCAUGUUUUUGGAGCGGUUGUCCGUCAUCUUGCGCCUUUUCCCUCUUCCCAUCGUCCCCCGCGCGCUUUCUAUUUUUUCGAUUACUGCUAUUCUUAUAGCGAUACCCAGCUGGAGCCUCUGCGGAGGAGAGAGAUCUGAUGUCCCUUUUGUUCGCCCUGGAGGACACACACAGGGCACCAAAUUAUGGUAUUCUUGAUAGCGCACCCAUACCACAGGGGUUGUGUUUUCACAGGGACAAUUUUGUCCCAAUUUUGACUAGAUAG